ACUUCACUGCCACACUGAUAUGUAUAGCAUUUAUUGUUGUUAUACGCGUCAUCUCAUGACUAAGCGCCGGCAAAAUGCGAGCAGCCAACCUUAUGCCGCUCCGUUGCUGUGCUCCAUGUUUUGGCAGCAAAGCGCAAUGCGCGAUAAAACUUGUAAUGGCAGCAAAGUCGACAAAAGCAUAUACAACAACCGGCUGGGCUUUGGGUGCACACACAUACACAGACGGACGUCGUUUUGACAGUUCAUUCAUUGCGGCGCUAAGGUGCACAAGUGCUAGCAUAUACUUAGCCAAACGCUAGUACCAACAUUUAGUAAGAUUCAAAUGCGAACGCGGUUAAGUAUUGCUAGGCGCGCGCGCUGCUAAACGACAGUAAACGGACAAUAUAUUGGAAUUUACGCUGUUUUUGUUGUAUUUUUAAUUAGUUUUGUUAACACAAAAACAACAAGGCGCUAGUCAAUAUUGAUAAGAAUGCAAAUUGAUAUGCAAUCAAGUGCAAUUGUGUAGUUGACGGAAGCAAAAGUAACAAAAAAUAAAACAAAUGCGUAUGUAUGUAUAUGUAGAAUUAAUCAUCUAAUUUGGAACCACAUUUUCUAAAUUAUAAAAAAAACAUUAAAAACAAUAAAGUUUUAUAUUAAAAAAAAAACACAAAAAUAAAAAAUUAUAUUUCAUAUAGUACAAAAACCAAACCAAAUUGAAAAAAAUAAAAAAAAUCGCGAAUAUUCUACAAAAAAAUAAACAAACAAAUAAAAAUGAAGGGCGGCACAGCACUUCUGUUCACCUUAUUUUUUGCUACUAUUUGCCUGCAGUUUAACGCUGGUGUGGCUGCUGAGAACAAGACUGUCACUAGCAGUCUCGUCGGCGACAUCGAUUACGCAAAAGAUGACUAUUAUUACGAUGAUGAGACAGACGCGGACGGUGGCGAUGUGGACAAUGAAUAUAUUGAUGAUGAGGAAGAUGACGACGAAGAAUACGCGGACGAUGUGGCAAACGAGGCGGCGGAAAUGAAAGCAGCAGAGCUCCGAGCAGAGCCACCCUAUUUUGAAGAAACGGAAGUUAAUAUUUACACACGGCCAGGCGAGAAUCUACUGCUCGACUGCGCGGCCAAGAAUAUACAUUCAAAAAAUGUGAUCAUGUGGUAUAAGGGUAAAAUUGUUAUUGCAACCGGACAAUUCGUUAUGGAUCCCAAUGUGGAUGUGCUCAAGAAUAAUUCGCUGGUGAUACAGAAUGUGACCUCUAAGGAUGCUGGCGACUAUUACUGUGAAGUGCUGCCCGAGAAGGUGCGCAUGCACGCGCUGGUCGAAGUCGAUGAAAGUCUAAUGAUCUUCUGUGAUGGGCAUGAGGUAACCAAUGAGACUUUGGUUUUUGUGCAGGGUGAACCACACGUUUGUGUAUGCAAAUACUACUCACUGGAAAAUGUGCAGAUCAAAUGGUUUAUCGAUGGCAAACGCGCCGAAAGUUUGGUCGAACGUGUGCUAGGCGAGCAGCUCUAUAUUGACAAUGUGGAUACCAAACAUGGUGGCAUCUACCAGUGUCUAGCCGAUGAUCUGUCACAAGAACCGCCGCAUGCCAUGAUCGUGGUCGAUGUUGUAUACGUGCCGAAGGUCUCCACUUAUCGGCAUUAUGUCAAUACGGAACAGGGUGGCAAUGCCGAGUUGUAUUGUGACUAUGCGGCAAAUCCGAGCGGUGAAGUACUGUGGCUGCGUAACGGUAAAAGGCUGAAUGCCUAUAAAUAUACAUUCAACGAGAUCACACAUAAAGAACGCAAACGUUCGAUCUUAACGGUUAUGGAUGUGAGCGCUAACGAUCUUGGCGAGCAUGUAUGUCAAGUGCAGAAUGCCAUCGGCCGUGGCGAGACGAAAGUGCAUAUCAUUUACGAACCGGAACAUCCACAAUUGGAGGACUUGGAAGUUAAUGGUAACCAAGCGGUGAUACAUUGGUUAGUGCGCAGCAUACAGCCGUUAUCGGAGGCGGUGUUGGAUUAUAAACUGGCGGGCUCGUACACUUGGAGCAAAGUGUCUGUGGUGCAUACACGCCGCCACGCGGAAAGUCACAUUUGGAAGGUGACUCACGAGAUGGAGCUCACGCCGGGAAGUUGGCAUGUGCGUAUGCGCGCGAAAAAUACCGUUGGCUGGUCGGCAUUUUCCACGCAGCAUGAUUUCGUAAUUAAAGAUAAUGAAAGUGAUGUGGAUGCGUACGAUGUGCUCGACGGCGUCGACGACGAUGAUGAAGAUGACUUGGAUACAGCUGAUGCGCCGAAAACAGUCGCUGUGGCCAGCUUUGGCGGUGGCGGCUCGAAUGGCGGCGCAGCGUUGCAAAUGUCAAACAAAUUAUUUGCGCUGCUGAGUGCCGGCAGCAUGUUUUUGUUGUUGUUGUUAUCAAAAAAUGGAAUUUUAUAAAACAUUACCAAAGUGUUUGGGGUAAACUGGCGGUUAGUUAUGUGCAUACAUACAUACAUACAUGCAUACGUGCUUAUGUGUUGCGUUUUGUGUAGGUAUUUGUGUAAAUAUGUAUGUAAUGAAGGCAUGCAUACACACAUACAUAUGUAAAUACAAUAUUUGUUUGCUUGCAUAACUGUAUGUUGUUAAUUUUUGUGUAUUUUUAUUAUAUAAUAUUAUUUAUGUCAAAACUAUUGGUGCCAAACAUAGAAUUAGUCAAACAACACACACACACACACAAAAUAUAUAAAAGCAAGAAACGAGUCAGAAAUAAAUA
Molecule: messenger RNA, 2713 nt
Organism: Bactrocera neohumeralis
Lineage: Eukaryota; Metazoa; Arthropoda; Insecta; Diptera; Tephritidae
Product: neural cell adhesion molecule 2
Biological process (GO): homophilic cell-cell adhesion; synapse organization
Cellular component (GO): neuronal cell body; axon; plasma membrane
Molecular function (GO): axon guidance receptor activity; protein binding
Source: RefSeq, a predicted model, not a curated record